CGGUGCGAGCGGUUCGAGUUGCUUCGUUGCUACGUGUGGAGCUCUUAUUUCAUGGCUGCGACGGGCCCGGGGGCUGAGGUGCGGGGAACGGCGCGGCAGGAGCCGGGACGGGCGCCGGGCAAGGUACUGGACGGAGGCCGAGGCAGAAGAGCGGGUGAUCCUCAAUAGGACCUACUAGAGGCUACAGAAAAAAACCUAGGCAGAAUAAAAAAAAAACGGUGAAAUAGGUUGUUCUAAGGAAGUAAGAUGGAUCCCUGUUCAGUUGGAGUUCAGCUUCGUGCUACCAAUGAAUGUCAUAAGACAUACUAUACUCGACAUACUGGCUUCAAGACUUUGCAAGAAUUGUCAUCAAAUGAUGCGCUUUUACUUCAGCUUAGAACCGGAAUGACACUCUCUGGAAACAAUACAAUUUGCUUCCAUCAUGCAAAAAUUUACAUUGAUCGAUUUGAGGACUUGCAAAAGUCUUGUUGUGAUCCUUUUAACAUACACAAAAAGCUUGCAAAGAAAAAUUUGCAUGCGAUUGACUUAGAUGAUGCCACUUUCCUAAGUGCCAAGUUUGGAAGACAGCUUGUACCUGGUUGGAAGCUUUGUCCAAAAUGCACACAGAUAAUCAAUGGAAGUGUGGAUGUUGAAUCUGAAGAUCGCCAAAAAAGGAAAGCUGAUUCAGACGGAAGGACUGCUAAAGCCUUGCGGUCCUUGCAGUUUGCAAAUCCAGGAAAGCAAACUGAAUUUACUCCAGAAACUGGUAAAAGAGAAAAAAGAAGGCAGACCAAGGCAUCCAAUUCAGACAGGCAAGUGAUACCACCAAAGAGCAAAGUCUAUGAUAGCCAGGGCCUCCUGAUACUCAGUGGGAUGGAUCUCUGUGACUGCCUUGAUGAAGAUUGCCUGGGGUGCUUCUACGCGUGUCCCAAUUGUGGUUCUAACAAGUGUGGAGCUGAAUGCCGCUGUGACAGAAAAUGGCUUUAUGAGCAGAUUGAAAUAGAAGGAGGGGAGAUUAUUCAUAAUAAGCAUGCUGGAUAAUUUGAAGGGGUUGAAUGAGCUACUCUAUAUCCUUGUAGCUCUAAAAUUCUACUGUGUAUUCAGAAUUCAAGCAUGAUAAACCAGUGACAAAAGUUUUGAAAAAUGUUAUAUUACAUGUGAAUGUUUUGUGCUAGAUGUUGUAGAAUUUAUUGUUUUGUGUACAUUUUAGCUGAACUAAAAAAAAACAGCUUUAGUUUAUUGUGGAUAAAUAAGCAAGCUGAGUAGUUGGGAAUAGUGCUCGACUGUAGAAGGAGAACUGAUCUUUGUACAACUGUUAAAACCAUUCUGGUUACCAAUGAGGGAAUAAACGGCGGCAAAAUCUUCAAAGCACGUUAUCAGAUUACAUUCCCUUUGAGUAAAGAAACAAAUAAUGAAAAUUCAAUUUUUUAAGACUAUCCUAAGCAUUCUUAUUCCUUUUCUACCCAGCUUUCUGUCAAAUUAGAGAUUCUUAAUAUUUUUAAAUUUAAGUUGUAGCCCAAUAAGUUCUAAACAAAUGUAGCUCACUUAGUUUAGUACUUGGCCUGGCUUUCUAAAUUGAACUAAUACUCUGUUGUGAUGUAGAUUCAGUUCUUUACACUACCCCCUCUCCCCCCCCCCCCAAAAAAAAAAAUCUUUUUCAAGUGGAAGCCGAAUAAGCUUCUUCAUCAAAUAGAAUCCAGGUUUCCUAUCCUAUGAAGAAAUAUACAUAACUGACAUUAAGAUUGUGUUCCUGUAAUCCCUUCAGUAAGUUACAGCAGUAUGCUCACUAGGUGUAGACGAUUACAUUUUUUUUUUUUAAAGAAGAGGUAUAUUUCUCACAGUAGAGUACCGUAUAUGAAAUCUCAAGUUUAUAAACUGCCUUUAAAAUUAGAGUUUUAUUUCAAAUAUUAUUUAAACACAAAUUUUAAAUGGUGGCUCAAAGUCUUGUUAACACAUUUACUUGGGAAAUUACCUAAAGAACACUCACUGUGCUUGGAGAUUUAACUUUGAAGAGUCUGCCUUCCAAAAGGACUCUCACUUUAAAGAGUUCAGUAAGAAAUGUAAAUCCUGCUACUUUCUUGAAUGGUAAUGUGCAAGACUGUUGAAGUUUGGUACAUUUCUAAACAAUGAAUCCACAAGUCCAUUUCCUAUUCCUUGUUUGAAGUGAGAGUACAAUGGAAACUUCAGGUCCUUUUUAUGUUGCUGUUAGACUUUUCAGGGCACCUGACUAUUAAUAAAGCAAAUGCUAAAACUGUAUAAAUGCUAAUUUUCAUUCUGUAUGGAUUGUGAUAUAGAAGAAGUCAGUGUUAACAUGCUAAAAAGUUGAAUUGAAAUUAGAAAUGUUAAGUAUCUAGAUUUUGUGUUUUCAGGUAUAUAUAUUUUGAUGUUGCCAGCUCAGUUGCUCUUCUGCAUAAUUGGUUAAGUUGAAGGGUUUUUUGUUUUUUUGUAGUUUUAUUUGACUUUCUACAGAUGUAGUGUCUGUUAAUUAAUAGCUGUGCUUCUGCAAUGAAUAUCAUACUGGUAGAAUCUAGUGUUAGAGAAUCUAGUUGUAAUUUCCAAGUCCUUGAUGAGACUUUGCAUAUUAGGGCCCCACAGCCCAUACUAAUUUUGCUCUCUUGGUGUGGGCAUGUUCAGUUUUGUUGGAAAAAUCCUUUUUAGCAAUUGUGUUUACUUCUUUGUUAUUCUACUUAGCAUCGUGUUUAUAUAAGUAAUAUAGGUACUAUUCGCAUAGGUAUUGUACCUUGUCAGAAGUAUAUUAAACAUUAAAAUAUCUUAAUGCUAUAUGCUUAUAUACUUCAGGAGGGAGGUGUUGAGUUCUUCCUAGUUGAAGGCUUCAGAAGACUUGUCAGUUCAUUGUGGAGACAGUGAUAAGAGCUAUGGUAAUUCACAGAGAAGGGAAUUGUUUUGGAGGUUAAAGCAGUUGUCCAGGAAGAUCUAAUUCAAAAUUGACUUACACUUUGAUAUCUAAUUGUCUUCAUUAUCUCAUUCCUGUGGGUAACUAUUCAUACCUAUAUAGAUUCUACUCCUUCUAUCUUGUGCACUCAUUUUAGUCCAUCUUCUACAUCGUAUCUAAGUUGUGUACCCUUAACACAAAAGAAUAAAUACCGUGAUAGCAGUAUUUACUUUUGGAUAUGUAAAACAUUUUCAUGUACCCAACACAGGGCCCUUGUCCCUUUGCAGCUGUUUUCCUUUACAAACAAACAUUUUUGCUUUAUAUUAAGAUAAAAGUAGCAGUGUUCCAGCUUAAUUAAUUUUGGCCAUAGCAUAAAAUUCUGCCUUUGUCUAAAUUUUCAAGGUUUUGAAUAUAAAUUUACCAACUGGAAAGUCAUAAUACCACUAUGUGAACUGUUACUUGAUCCAAUUCAGUUUUUCCUUUUAUAGUUAUUUUGCUAAAGGCAUUUUGUUCUGUUAUAAAGUUUGUGUAUAAUUUAUUUGGUUUUUGCUGACAGCUACUGGAAUUAUAAGAAAAUAAACCAAACUUCUCAUCCACUA
Molecule: messenger RNA, 3471 nt
Organism: Vombatus ursinus (common wombat)
Lineage: Eukaryota; Metazoa; Chordata; Mammalia; Diprotodontia; Vombatidae
Gene: ARL14EP
Product: ADP ribosylation factor like GTPase 14 effector protein
Exons: 4
Coding region: 247-1020 (257 amino acids)
Cellular component (GO): intracellular membrane-bounded organelle
Source: RefSeq, a predicted model, not a curated record